AUGGAUCGACACACCCUGGAAGCUCAGCUUGGCACUAUUAAGGUUCCUAUAGUGCACAUCCCAUGGGUAGGAGAAAUCGGAGCAGAUGUGCCCCAGUUGGGAGCCAGCAUGCUUGAAUGGGCCGAUCAGAAGGGCUUGUUGGUCGAUGUAGCCUACCGCGAACGAGUGAAGCGCAGUCAUUACGCCUGGCUAGCAGCCCGGAUAGACCUUGUGACGCCAAACACGCUCUCUAACCUGACCGCCAUGAUCGACGUGGAUGAUUUCAACUGCGCAAGGCCCGAGCCUGUCUAUAGCGAACUGGCGUUGCUUGACAUUUGCCAGUCAUUACGUCAACUGUUAUCAGUGGAACAUUUUGAGCGUUUCGCCUAG
Messenger RNA from Aspergillus tubingensis, 369 nucleotides. Its product is annotated as sesquiterpene cyclase. The transcript is spliced from 2 exons. The record is from RefSeq and is a predicted model, not a curated record. The coding region runs from base 1 to 369 and encodes 122 amino acids. NCBI's taxonomy places the organism in Eukaryota, Fungi, Ascomycota, Eurotiomycetes, Eurotiales, Aspergillaceae.